Molecule: messenger RNA, 1023 nt
Organism: Salpingoeca rosetta
Lineage: Eukaryota; Choanoflagellata; Craspedida; Salpingoecidae
Product: dephospho-CoA kinase
Exons: 2
Coding region: 68-880 (270 amino acids)
Biological process (GO): coenzyme A biosynthetic process
Molecular function (GO): ATP binding; dephospho-CoA kinase activity
Source: RefSeq, a predicted model, not a curated record
CAGACACAGACACACACAGACACACAGACACAGACACACACACACACACACAGACACGCACGGACACAUGGUGCUGAUGGUGGUGGCGAGGCUGGCGGCUGGCCUCAUCUCUGCCAGCGCUGGGUUGUUGUUGGACCGGGUUCGGUACGGCACACUGUUGGCAGGGACCUGUUGUUUCGCACUGGAUCUCGGCGUGUUUGGACUGGCGCACUGGCCAAGCCUGCUCGCUGCGACGUCGCUGGCAAUCUUCUUCUCCCGCUUUCGCGUCAUUGGCUUGACCGGCGGCGUUGGCUGCGGCAAGUCGACAGUGUGCAAGAUGCUGACGGAAAAGGGUGCCGUGGUGAUUGACGCGGAUGCCAUUAGCCACAACGUGCUGCUGCGUGGAAGAUGGGGCUACCGACGGUUCGUCGCGGCCUUCGCCAAAGAGAUUGCAGAGCGACCAGAGUUAUUGGACACAGAGUCUGGGCAAGUGAACCGGAGUGUGCUGCGGCAAAUUGCAUUUGAGGACCGCAGUGUAUCGCGGAAGCUCAACAAGGCGCUGCACCUGCCAAUCGGGUUUGAGCUGCUGCAGCAGUUGCUGUCGGCCCGCUUCCUUCACUGGCGGCCCUUUGUGGUGCUCGAUGCGCCGCUGCUGCUGGAGACCGGCCUGAACCACAUCUGCAAGUGGGUAAUCACCGUGUCGUGUACGGAGGAGCAGCAAGUGCAGCGUGUCAUGGGCAGAGACCUGACGACCGCGGAGGACGCACGGCGCAUCAUCGCUACGCAGAUGCCGCUGGAGAAGAAGGUCAAGCUGUCCGACCACAUCAUCGCAAACGACGGCACGCUGGCGCAGCUCCGGCAGCGCGUGGACGCAUGCGUUCGCGCAGCACCCACGUUCUAGCCACCAGCAGCGGCAGAUGCUCGUGCAAUCAGAUGUAGAUUUUUUUUAACUUCUCAAAGGAGAGAUGGAGGUGGAGGACGCGGCGUGGCGUUUCGGUGUGGCGCUGCGUGGACCUGCAUGCGCUCUAAUGUGCCGUAUGUGCC